UGAAAUUUUAAAAUUUCCCUUGUCGUCAUUACAGAAGGGAGAAUAAAACUGGAAUCAACUUGAGAUCAUAAAGUGUUAAUAUGGACGAAGGUUAAAAUUACUCGUAUAUGUGUGACCAAAGCAUGUAAAACACUUCAUUAUAAUGUAGUGGAAUGUAGAAGGAUAACACGCUAUUCAGUAUAGAGACAACGUUAGGCUGGGGAAAUAUGGCGCAUCUGGAGUCUAAGAGUCCGGAUACAUCUUUCACUUUAUUCGUUGUUUUACCAACGGAAGAAGUUUGUACCCUCCGAAGGAUUCCCUCCGGUAUAUAUGUUAACGAAGUCAAAGGGAAACUAGAACUAGCUGCAGGACUCCCCUCCAACAUUUACAUGCUAACUUAUCCCGAUGGGGAAUGUCUAAGCGAUAGAGAAAGGCUACUCAUCCAGGAAAACGUUAGGGACGGGUACCUAUUGCGAGCCCAAAUAAUGGACAACUGGGAUACGCUAUAUAAUGCUGUAGUCCAGAACAACACGGAAUACGUGUAUCACAGCGGCGGUGUCCAUGUGAAGGGCAACAUCAUGGUAGGUCAGGAUGACACCGGGAAAAUAGAGAAUAUGGUACGGGAACGCGCUACAGCGGCGCUCUUUAUCGCAGCCUAUUCCGGACUAGUGAAGAUGUGCAAUCUGUUGAUAUCAAUAGGUGUAAAUAUGAAUGGAUCUACACAUUUUGGCAGAACAGCCUUACAUGCAGCAGUUUGCAAAGACCGUAUUCAAAUUGUCAACAUGUUGCUAGAUGCUGGCGCGUCAGUUCAUGUUUACGAUAGGUAUUCUCAAAGUCCCGUAGAUGUAGCAAAAUCAUACAAUUCCUUUCAGUGCGAAAAAAGACUUCGUCUUAUGCAGUUAAAUUUGCGAGGUUUGAAGGACUUACAGGGCAAAAACUCUUAUUCAAAUCUGCAUCGUAAAGGCAGGAUAUCGAGUACUCCACAAAUAGCCCAUUAUGACAGUGAAGCAGCGAGAAGCACCAAACCUAAAUCUACGUCAGCUGGUACAAACAGACAAUAUUCUGAAAGUGCUUCAUCACACAAUAAGAACGAGCAACCAAAGAAACUCCUGUCUGCACGGUCCGACAAGAACAACAACGCAAUCAAAACAAGGACAGACGGGUAUUGGGUGAUAUCUCAAACCAACCCCAGACAAAAAGAGUUGGAUGGCGCUCUAGAAAAAAGAUAUCUUAACUUUUUAGAACAUCACGACAAACUUAUCCAAAAUAAACAAUAUCCCUUAUCUGCUAGUAAAUAUAGAAUUCUAAAGUUCAAAAAAGAUUCCGCUGAUAUGGCUGUUGGAAAUCCCUCUCUUCCGGAAGAAUCCAAAUUAACACCCGGAAGGAUAAUUGCACCUGUUCCGGUUGAUACAGUUGAAAUACAUGUUCAAACUGAACACCAGAAAGAGUCGAACAAAAUUAACUCCCCAAAAAACACAGAAGAGCCGUCUUUGUCGAAUUCCACAAGAGAGUCAGACAAACAUACAUGUGAUAGUGACAACAAUAUUCGAAAAAGCAGUUUAAAAUCGGGAACUUCACAAUUACCAAAAAGAGUUCGUUUUUCAGCAAAGUUAAGGUCUCUGAAGAAUCUUGCAAAACCCGAGACAAUGGAAUCUUUUAAGGACUUGAAAAGAAAGAUUUCCAUAGCUGCCAAUCGCACUGACAGUGCAAGAUCAACGUCAUCUAGAAAUUCAGGGAUUACACAUGAGUCUUGGUUACAGAGAAAGCAGGCGGAGGAACGGAAGCUUAGAUCCGAUUCCUCAGACUCUAGCGAUAGUGAGGACAAUGCUGGAGACUCUGAUGCCUUCAAAGAAUGGAUAAAAAAGAAAAAGGAGGCCAAUUACGGUCCUCCGAGAACAAUAACUAGACCUAUACCUGGCCUGAUUCAGAUAGGCUCAACUGAUGUAGGUGAUGGAAGAAACCCUGAUCCGAUUCAUAAUAUUAAAGCGUAUAAGAAUUGGAUAGGGAAGAGGCAGAAGACAAAAAGGAUUCCAAACGUGGAGAGAUUGAGGACUAUGCAAGACUUCAUGGCACAUAAAAAGAAAUUAGAGGAGAAACGACAACAGUUGUUAAUGAUUGCAAUUACUUACGAAGAGUGGAUGGACUUUAAUGAAGAAAAGAAAUUAUUAAUCCAAAAAAUUCUCCGUGCAGACCUGGAAGAACUAAAAAACAUGGAAAAAGAACUUUCUAUGAAAAAAGCCCCUCAUCAGAUUUCUUUUGAAGACUGGAAGGAAAAAGCAAAGAAACGAAGAGAAGAGGAGCUUAUUAGACGUGAAAAGCAAAAAAGGUUUCUGGAAGAGGAACAACGAGACAAGAGAGUGAAUGGGCGUAGUAGUGCUGCCAUCCCACAUGCCGAAUGGUUACGGUUGAAGAGAACCUCCGAACCCCAACCUCGCCAUUCAGUGUCCCCAAGGCCAGACUCCAUGUGUGGUUCUGCGCAGACUCGAAAAGAGGCCGAGGAGACAUAUCAAAAAUGGUCGUCUGCAAGGCUAGAGGAUGGCGCCAAUACUCCAUUGCCAUAUGAAAAACAAUUACGUAUAGGUUCAAAGAGUUUAUCACCACUCGUCAGCGUGCGGUAGUCUUUGUUACUUACUUAAAAGUUGAUCGUACUUCCAUUGAUUUUCAAUUAGAUAAUCUGCACAAAAUAUAUGUAAUGAAUGUGGACAUGUUUAAAAGUAUUUUAAUGUUUUUCUUAACAUUUGUAAUAUUCACCUAUUUCAGUAAGGUUACUAAAAUAG
Saccostrea echinata is the source of this 2756-nucleotide messenger RNA. Its product is annotated as microtubule-associated protein 9-like. Lineage: Eukaryota; Metazoa; Mollusca; Bivalvia; Ostreida; Ostreidae. Bases 207 to 2597 code for a protein of 796 amino acids. Gene Ontology annotation, molecular function: protein binding. The record is from RefSeq and is a predicted model, not a curated record. The transcript is spliced from 4 exons.